This is a messenger RNA of Schistocerca nitens (vagrant locust), 3720 nucleotides long. Its product is annotated as peroxisomal membrane protein PMP34-like. Gene Ontology annotation, cellular component: mitochondrial membrane; peroxisomal membrane. The record is from RefSeq and is a predicted model, not a curated record. Gene Ontology annotation, biological process: mitochondrial transport. The transcript has 8 exons. Gene Ontology annotation, molecular function: AMP transmembrane transporter activity; ADP transmembrane transporter activity; ATP transmembrane transporter activity. Lineage: Eukaryota; Metazoa; Arthropoda; Insecta; Orthoptera; Acrididae. Bases 352 to 1293 code for a protein of 313 amino acids.
UUUUUGAUUGUACACAAUAAAAUGCUUAGUACGCGUUUUGGAAAGAGUCACAAACGACAACAACAAAUGAAAACCUUUGGUUUUUAAAGGGUUGUCAGCGUGCAUUCUUGUUGGGGACGAUAAGUGCAAAUCAUAUUAACAGCAGCGGUGUGAGGAUGGGUGUAUGUGUAGGGAAAAGAUUUAAGAGAUAGUUUUUUUCGAAUGAGCCGAAAAGAAUUUUGGGCGAGUUUUCUUCAUGAGAUGCAUAAAGUUAGAAAGGAUCUUUUUUGUGAAAAAGUUCGGUGUUGAAUUGUACCGGUAGUAUUAAAAUAACUUUGUGUUUUAGAUGAUACUGGUGUAAAUUUACUAAUUAUGAGUGACCGUAGCAGGAAUUUAUUUACGUACGAGACACUUGUCCAUGCUAUGGCAGGUGCAGCUGGCAGCGUUGUUGCGAUGGGGACAUUUUAUCCAUUGGACACAGUGAGAGCUAGGUUACAGUUGGAGGACACACGAGAAGCAAAGAAUACACUUUCAGUAUUGCGUGAAUUGGUAGCAGAAGAAGGCUUCUGUACGUUGUAUCGUGGCAUGGUUCCUGUCUUGGAGAGCCUGUGUGCCUCAAAUUUUGUGUAUUUUUACACAUUCCAUGGCCUUAAGGGAACAAAAGUUCAUCCUGUACAGCACAGUGCAGUGAGAGACUUGCUUCUUGGAUCCGUAGCUGGUGUUGUUAAUGUUCUUCUGACAACUCCAUUAUGGGUUGUUAACACACGACUGAAAAUGAAAGGUGUACAGCCAAAGAAGUCACAUGAAAGUAACGGUGUUGAAUACACUGGCCUCAUUGAUGGCCUCAUGAGAGUAGCUCGCAAUGAAGGUGUGGGGUCGUUAUGGAGUGGUACUCUGCCUUCAUUAUUACUUGUUGUGAACCCUGCUCUUCAAUUUAUGGUGUACGAGUCAUUGAAAAGGCACAUGAGAGCUGUGUAUGGACCAACAGAAACAAGUGGUUGGGUCUAUUUUCUUAUGGGAGCAGUGGCAAAAGCUGUUGCUACAAUAUUGACUUACCCACUUCAGAUUGUGCAGACAAAACUUAGGCAUGGGCACAAUUUCAAAGAUUUGACUUCUGAUGCUGGGAUGAUUGAAAUGACUUUAUACUUACUCAGGAAACAUGGGGUUGGUGGACUCUUCAAGGGAAUGGAAUCUAAACUGCUUCAGACUGUUUUAACUGCUGCACUUAUGUUUGCAACAUAUGAGAAGAUUGCAGCAUUUGUCUUCAAGUUGAUGUUAAGUCAUCAACAAACAGUAAUUAAGAGAAAUCAUUAGGAAAAUGGUUUAUAAAGAGUAGAAUUCGGUGUAGAUACUAGUCUGUCUUACCUAAGAAUACCAAAGGCCAGUAAUCUUUAGAAUGAAUAACACUCGAAGAGUAGGCAUUUCACGUAAGACAUCCUCUUGUAUACAUGACAGUGCUAAGCAGUCUUUAUUUCUUUUGGUGGUGUAUGAGUGUAGUGAUCAGAAAAGUAUAUGUGACACUUGCCAAUGAAAUUGUAAUGAUGUAUAUUUCUUAUAGACAAUAUUGUGAUCAUUGAAAGUUACAGUAUUUCCUUGUCGUUGGCGCUCUUACUGUUUGUGUCAUGCUGUGUUUUUGUCUGUCUUUUCACUGCACACUCUUACUGUAUGUCAUACAAUACUCUUGCCUAUCUGUUCACUGGAGGAUUUUUUAUUGGUUUUAUUAAUUUUGUAUAUGAAUUUCCUUUUUACCUCUGUCAUUAAGAGAUAUCAAAGAAAGUAGAACAUCCUCUUCUGUCAAAAAUUAAGUAUUAUUCUCAAAAGUAGAACCCAGUAGCAUAGACAUGAGAUCAUUUUCAAGAAGUGCGUUACAAAAAAUAAGAAAAUGUCAGAGAUAAAGUUAUAAAAAUGAUUAACAUGAAAUUAAUUUCUCAGUAAUGACAAAUACUAAGACUAACCUUGUUAGUGUCCUCCAUGUCUGUCUUGGCCAAAUCAGACUAUUGGAGUUUCAUUGCCCAUUCUACACUGCAGUGCAAAAUAUUGCUGUUGAUUUUGUUGGGUAGAAUAAUACAUGCAUUCCGUACACAUGAAAUGGAGGUAAAAAUCCAAAAUGUCAAAUGUUCAUUCACUUACUUGCAGAAAAAAAACUAAUGUGGUACACAAAGAGCUUGGAGCUAUGUAGUUAACAAGGAAGGCUUCAAAGAUCUGUAGGGACUUGCUGAUGCCAUAAGUAGAAUAUUUGUGAUGGGAACAGAGUGUGAGGUGAAGCCUGACAUCUUUGAACAUAGAAAUAGGAAUUAUAUGAAUUAUUAGUGAUGAUGUCAAGCAAGAGGUUGUUAAAUGUGCAAUUCAGCAUUUUGUUAUUUCCAGUGACACUUGAAGCUCACACAAACCGUAUAAUUAACCAUUCAACAUGCCCUGCAUCAUACAUUUUAAUGCCUGCCGAAGUUUUCAUCUCUGUAUAAUCAUUCCAUAAUAGAUGAAAGGUUGGUAUUUGUCUCUCUAUUGCAGAUAUAUAAUCUAUUUUUAGCAGAAAUGUACACUAAUGUACACUCAGAACCACUCCUUCUUAAAAAGCCACAUUAUAUAUAGCAAUGCUUCAUCCUUAAAGCAGAUGAAGAUUGCUCUCUAAAAAAUUCCCAUUCCCACUGGUAUUUCAGGUGCUUUAUGUGAUCAAAACUACCCUGUUUUUUAUUCCUCAAAUUGAAUGCGUAAUCUAUUACUGAAAAAGAAAAGUUACUGUGAGACAUUGAAGUACUAGCUGUCUGUCUGACAACUUAUUGCUCCAGAUUUAGCAUGCCCUUUGUGGUGUUUUGUGGGUAGUUCUAUUUUUACAUGGAAAUUUAAGACAUAUUGUUACUACUUGAUGGGCGACUGUUAUUACAUAAAUGUUCUCUGGUGGUCUCAGGGAAAUAAAAUGGAAAUUCAACACAAUGUUAUACAGAACAGCACAAAAGUCACUUCAUAUAUGACAAAGUAGGAAAUAGUUUUAACAUUUUUAAGCCUAUAGUUAUUUCUUCUCAUCAGUAUGCACACCUUCAGAAUCGGUCUGAAAUUCCAAAAGUAAUUCUCAGUGUUAUGUAAAAAUUAUUUCCUUCCUUAUUUUAUCAAUGAGAGGCAACUCUUGUGCCACUCAAUCUAAACUUCUUUUAGCCUGGGAUCUGUAUUGAAAGACAACUAAGUAUGUCACUAUGAUUCAUCACAUUAGUAUAACUCUUAUAUUGAACAUAUGUUAGUUUCACAAGGUCUUAUUAGUUUCCAUAUUUGGAAACUGGAACAUUGUGAAACCAGAUGUAUAUUUUAAUCUUUCUGUGUCACAGUACAUAUGAAAUAGGGAAUACUCAGAGCAUAAAGCAGGAAUCUUACUCAGUCCUGAAAAUAAUGGCAAAGGGGAAAUGAGGUAACAGCUCUCUGUGUUUAGUAUUGACACUGGAUCAAAAAUAAUGAAUAUGUAAGACAAUACUGCUUUUAGUAGAUUAAGUUUUCUAUAUUUCCUUAUAUUACAAUUAUGAAAGAAGCUACUAUUUAAUGUCAGCUAAAAGAGAGGGUGGACUGUAUCUUGUGUAACUUGAAACUAUCCCUGUAAAAGCAUUAUUGUAUUUAUUGAACCUUUGCAGACAUCCCUUUAUUUUGUUUCUGUUUAAUUAGGAGACUAUAAAACUGUGAUUGUGUUGCCAUUGAGCAUAUUUCUGUGAUUUUUACUUUGCUUUAAUUUACUGUAAUUAAAAAUAUUUGUGAAUAAUG